UACAUAGUACAUAAAGAAAUUUAUGCUAACUGGGCACAAAUUGUUUCCUAAAGGUUUCUUCUCAAAGAAGCAUUUUCCUAUACAUAGAUUGUUACAAUGAAAAAAUAUCCAAGGUUAUUCGUACAAACUAAUGUUUCAAAAAGACCACUUCUGUAUUCCGAAAUGUACUCGGCCAGUAAAAUUAUUAUUUGUGUGUAUAGUGUGUUUAUCGAACUAAAACAAGUUUUUACUGAUGACAAAUACCUGAGCAGCAUUCACCCAAGUCCGAAUAAACUUCGUCAGAGAUGUACAGCGAUUUGCUAUUUUCCACUUGAAUUUCAAGGGGAAUAUAAAAUGCAAACGGUUUCCAAUUUGUAUGGGAAUGUUCAAUAUAGUACAUUAAAUAUUACAGCUACAUCGAUACCCAUUUGGGGUAAUUGCCACGAAAGAAGGGGAAGCAAUUUUGUUUUGAUAUUAGAUUAUGGCGUUAACAAAUGCAUACGAUGUCUUCAUUUGAAAAUGAGAUCCAAAAAUAUAAUGCAAGUAUUUACAACAGGUCAAGAAACAAUUUCGAAAUGUUACGUCAAUGAAGAAUCGGCAAUUAACAACUGCCCAACUACAGAAUUUGUGCAGAACUCAUUAAACUCAGAAAUAUUACUGUUUAAAACUAAAGACGCUGCAGGUACUUCAACCCGAACCGAAUAUUGUCCUUUGGAUGGUAAAUUUUCGGUCAAUUAUAAAAGUGUAGAUAAAAAUUACACUUUAGAAUGUAAAGAGAACGAAUCGACCCUUGACUCGUGUCCUUUUGGUUCUCAUUUAAAUUUUAGAUUUCGCCAGUGCAACGUGAAUGAUUUCGACGUGUCUUUUGAGUGCUUGGGGCACUGGAAGGGACCAAAUGGGGAAAAUUAUUUAGCUCUAACUGAUAAAAGACAAACAAAUAAUCCAAAAGCUGUUCAAUACAAAUGUGCUUUGUAUACUCGUAAUGAGCUUGAAGGAACAAUAAACAUGCAAUUUAGGAAAGAUUCGGCUUGUCCAACACCAACGAAAUCUGAUAAUUCCGAUUUCAUAUACGAACAUCUAAGUUUGAAGCCCCUAAUCGAGGAUAACUGGCCACCUGAAGUGUCUUAUGGACAAUGCAAUUUUCCGCAAUGGAUGGGAGGAACUUGGGAACAUGUCAAAAUCUUUGACAACACUUUAGUUUAUAAAGAUCGAUCGACGUUUAAAACUUUUACAAUUAAAUGUAUGGGAGUCUUAGAUGAUGACGAUAACAAAUAUUUAAUAUUCAGCAGGAAUCAGUGCGGCGAGGAGCAGUACAACUGCAUGAAAAUUCAAAAGAGAAGCGACAAUAUUAUGGAAUUGCAACUUGGGAAGACGUUUAGUAAAACAAUUGACGCCUAUGGCCUGUGUAACUCAGACAAUUUCGAAGAAGGUGCCUGGAUUACACAGGGAAGGGUCGAUGAAAAAGUGGAUGUUGCCUGUCCAAUAUCGGGGGAAUACACUGGAUUGAUUCCCAACACUGAUGACCUUUGUGCCAAACUGUGGUCAGACUGUAGAGUACCUGAUGUCAUGUAUUACCAAGUGUCCAGUUGCGAAACGAAUGAAAUUUACGAAGAAAGGGAGUACACCUGCCUGGGCCACUGGCAAGAAAACAACUUACUCUACACUUACACCCAAAGAAAAGACGUAAGUGAUGGUUCCUACGAAUGCUUCGUCGGGUCAAUAAUGAACAACAAAGAAACGAUAUCAAUUAGAGAAGCAGGAGAAGACUGUCGAAGAAGUGUCGACCAAGAGAUUUACGAAAUGAAACUCAAAAAACAGGGACUCUAUUCUUGCAUAGGUAAUACAUCAUGUACAGGGUGUUUGUUCUGUAUAUUUUCUAUGAAAGUUACUACUGUUGGUACCAGGCGCGGCGGAAGACUUAUUGUGACUAGCAAAUUUCACGCUCGAAAAUAUUUCUAGUGCGAAAUUAUCAUAAAAUGAACAUAGAAACGCGGAAACUGUUAACACCGUCAGAUUCUACGUACUUUUUUACAUAAUUGUGACUUCUUAAACCUUAGUAAACACCUUCCAUCUCGUAAUAAUUUUACGAGCGCUUUUUAAUGCUUCAUUUCAUAUAUUUUAGCAACAAUAAUGCUGGAGAAUAUAAAAGCGCUCGUGAAAUUAUAACGAGACGAAAGAUAUUUGAAAGUCUUUAAGAGGUGAAAAUUAUAUAAAAAAGUACGUAGAAUCUCAUGGUGUUAACAGUUUUCGAGUGCGGUGUCAGAUAGGUACUCAUCGGAACUAUUUCGCCAAAAUAUACAAAAUAAUUGAAACAUAAAAAAGCGCUCGUGAAAUUACUACGAGAUGGAAGGUAUUCACCAAGGUUUAAUAAGUCACAUUUACGUAAAAAAGUACGUAGAAUCUGAUGGUAUCAACAGUUUUCGAGUACGGUGUCAAAUGGGUACUCAUUUAUGCUAUUUUCGGUGAAAUAUAUCAAAUAACUGAAACAUUAAAAACCGCACCCGAAAACUGUUAACGCCAUGAGAUUCUACGUACUUUUUUACAUAAUUAUCACUUCUUAGAGCUUAAUAAAUAUCUUCCAUCUCGUAAUAAUUUCACGAGCGCUUUUUUAUG
Molecule: messenger RNA, 2592 nt
Organism: Agrilus planipennis (emerald ash borer)
Lineage: Eukaryota; Metazoa; Arthropoda; Insecta; Coleoptera; Buprestidae
Exons: 9
Coding region: 97-1938 (613 amino acids)
Source: RefSeq, a predicted model, not a curated record